Messenger RNA from Balaenoptera musculus (blue whale), 357 nucleotides. Its product is annotated as 40S ribosomal protein S20-like. Lineage: Eukaryota; Metazoa; Chordata; Mammalia; Artiodactyla; Balaenopteridae. The record is from RefSeq and is a predicted model, not a curated record. Bases 1 to 357 code for a protein of 118 amino acids. Gene Ontology annotation, cellular component: cytosolic small ribosomal subunit; ribosome. Gene Ontology annotation, biological process: translation. The transcript has a single exon. Gene Ontology annotation, molecular function: structural constituent of ribosome.
AUGGCUUUUAAAGAUACCAGAAAGACUCCUGUGGAGCCCGAGGUGGCGAUUCACGGCAUUAGAAUCACCCUCGCCGGCUGCAGCGUGCAGUCUUUGGAGAAGGUAUGUGCUGACCUGAUCAGAGGUGCGAAGGAAAAGAAUCUCAAAAUGAAAGGACCGGUUCGACGCCUACCAAGACUCAGAAUAACUACAAGGAAAACUCCUUGUGGUGAAGGUUCUAAGACUUGGGAUCGUUUCCAGAUGAGGAUCCACAAGCAACUCAUGGACCUGCACAGUCCUUCUGAGAUUGUCAAGCAUAUCACUUCCAUCAGUACUGAGCCAGGAGCUGAGGUUGAAGUCACCAUGGCAGAUGCUUAA